UUCUCAAACACAAAUUACACAACCAAAAACAAAAGCAACAAAAUCAAGAUUGUUCAACAAAACACGGUUUUGUCUCGUUUUUAGUUUGAUAUUACGGUGCGGGGAGGAGGUGUCUGUUUGUGCAUGACUUUAACGGCGAAGCACGGCGGCGGAACCAGAGCCAUGGACGGUAUCGCAAUGGCGGAGUCGACGUCGACGCCUCCUCUAACGGAAAUCGUCGAGGCCUUCGAGGAGUUGGGCAAGAUCCUCCAAUCCCAUUCCCAUAAUUCCCAACGAAAACAACACCAAACGUUGCGUUUGGAUACAUUCUCCCAGGCUUCCACCCUCGUCUCCAUCCUCUUCAGUUGCCUUGGCCUCGCCUUCAAGUUCGCCGAGAUGGAGUACGUCUCCAAGGUUAAAGAUCUUGUGGAGGCGUCACGGACUUACGACACAUUAGAAAGCCUUAUAGAUUAUGAUGUUGCUAAGGGCACGGUGAAAUCCCCCGGAAGCCAUUCCCGUAAUCUGCGCCGUGUCCGGCAGGGUCUCGACCUCAUCAGAGCUCUAUUCGAACAAUUCUUGUCAACCGAUGACUACUCUUUGAGGGAAGCAGCUUCAACAGCUUAUGCCAAAGUGUGUGCGCCAUACCACAGUUGGGCAAUCAGGACAGCGGUUGCUGCCGGAAUGUAUGCUCUUCCGUCGAGGGAUCAACUGCUGGUGAAUCUCGAAGAGACCCUCAGCAGAGAAGAAGAUGAAAAGGUACAUCCAAGCGUCGCGUCCGGUGAUCGAGUACAUCGACAGGCUAUACCUUUCUAAGAACAUCACCUUGGACUGGUGACUUCAGUCUUCAUCUAUCUCAGUAGGCGUCUACGUUAACGUAUGGUUCGUUACGAUUACUUCUUCGCUAAUACGGGUCUGUACAUAAACGUUAUUUACCUUGCUACAAGAGAACUAUAUGUUUAUAGGAGGCUAUUAAUUAGACUGCAAUAUCAGAAGUUUAUAACUGCUA
Messenger RNA from Malus domestica (apple), 985 nucleotides. Its product is annotated as ACD11 homolog protein-like. Gene Ontology annotation, molecular function: ceramide 1-phosphate binding; ceramide 1-phosphate transfer activity. The record is from RefSeq and is a predicted model, not a curated record. NCBI's taxonomy places the organism in Eukaryota, Viridiplantae, Streptophyta, Magnoliopsida, Rosales, Rosaceae. Gene Ontology annotation, biological process: ceramide transport; intermembrane lipid transfer. Gene Ontology annotation, cellular component: cytosol; membrane; cytoplasm.